AUUCGUGAACAGGAAGUGAAAGUUGAUUGCCAAAUUUUGACAGUUCUAUGAUGCAUUUCUUAAAUCAAUACACGCCUCAAGUUUGAAUAUGGCACAGCAUAAGCAAACAGCUCAUGAAUUUAUUCAAAGCACAUUCAGUCCACAAAUAGCCGUGCUGUGCAGUAAUGAUGCAGAGUUGUUAUGUCAGAAAAACAACCUGUCAUUUGUCCAACUCGUUCAGCCUUUUUGUAGACUGAAGACAGAGGCACACAUAAAAGAUCCGAACAAUGUACAGCAUAAUGUACAACAUCUGCGGAUCAGCAUGGUGGACAUGAACUGUCAGAUACCCCCAGCUGCAGCAGCCAAGAAGUUAAUGAAUGAUGCCGUAAAUAGUGAACAACAAGUGAUGGCAGAGGGAUCUAGAGGAAACGUUAUAUCAGUGGGAGAUUAUGACCUUCAGCUGAGCUCUUCCACACCAUGGUUUGAAGCUUACAGAGAGUGUUUCCUACAGACUUUACCACCAUCUGAUCAUGAGUUCCUCAAACAUUGUCUAGCUUGUAUAUUUGUUGUGUCUUCCAACCACACAGACCCUCUGGCUAUGUUACAAACAUUGUCGAGUAGCCAACAACAACAGCAGUCGCAGUUCCCGAACAAACUGCCACACUGGUUCUGUCCAAACAUUCUCAAAUAUUAUGUUCUUGUUCAUGACGUAGUGGAAGCAGAGGCCUCUAAGGCUGAAGCAGUUUACCAAAGUAUGAAGUCAUCAUUCGGUCAUCAAAGCUGCCAUUUGUUACAGAUCAAUUCUCGUUCAUUAACGACGGUCGAAACAAUGAAGAUGGACACGAGUCUGCCAGAUCCAUGGGGACAGUUUCUAAAUAAACCUAUAGAUGUAGGGAAAAAGCCUCAAAAGGCUAAAUAUUUUAUACCUUGGGAAGGUGUUGAUUACGAUGCCGGGGGCAGCAGUGGUGCCGAUGAUUCCAUGUUCCCAACAAGGCUGGACGAAGGUGCACCGGAAACAAACAACCAUGUUCUAGACACAAACUCCCACUCUGAUGAAGGUAUAGAUGGUCUAGGUUCAGUGACUAACUCAGUUAUGGACCAUCCCUUGGCCUUGUCAGAUGAGAGCCCGCUACAGAGCCCGACCUUGGAAUACAGCUCGGACUACCAGGGCUCCACUAGCAGUCUCAACAGCGUUCAGUCAGCCAUGUCAAAAUCAUCCUCAUUUAAUAUGCAAAACAAAGGUCAAUUUCCAGGACACGGAAUGUGUCUCACUGCCAGUGAUCAAGAUCGCAUUAGGAUAUUUAUACACGAGUUUGCCGUGCGAGCUCUGAUACCCUGGGCGGAGCGACAGAUGAGAACUUUGAAUGACAUGCUCAUGUCAAGAACUGGCUUGAGGAAGUCACUGUUUGGAACAGCAAAGAAGUUGUUCGGAGGAAAUCCAAGUAAAACUAGCCAAGCAGCUAACACAGCCACUACAGUAGUGUAUUCCAAAGAUGCACCAGAGUUGCAGAUGAGGAGAUUGGCCGACAUAGCAUUCCUGUUUCAGCUUUACGACUUCGCCUACCAGACGUAUCACACUGCUAAACGAGAUUUUAAUAACGAUAACGCUUGGCUACAUUUUGCUGGAGCUCUGGAAAUGGCUUCGCUUGCAAUAUUCAUGCAAGGUAGUCAGGGUCAAAGGGCAUAUCCUGAUCAUUACAUGGAGUCGGCCAUUACUACAUAUUUACAGUCAUGCAAGAACAUUCCAUAUGCUGUACGAGCAACACUUGUGAGCACCGAGGCUUUGAAAAGUCGCGGGAAAUAUAAAGAGGCUGCCACACAAUUUAUUAAAAUGAUGAGUGAGGAAUCUGAUUUACGGAGUGCCCUAUUAUUAGAGCAGGCAGCUCACUGUUUUAUCAACAUGAGAAAUUCCAUGGUUCGUAAAUACUCCUUCCAUAUGAUACUAGCUGGCCAUAGAUUUAGUAAAGCUGGACAGAGAAAGCAUGCUCUAAGAGCAUACAGUCAAGCACUACAGAUAUACAAGGGUAAAGGAUGGUCCCUAGCCGAGGACCAUAUUAACUUCACUAUAGGACGACAAUCACACAACUUGAAACAGUUGGAGAACGCUACUGCAGCCUUUAAACAUCUUCUAACAGAGGAUAGUAAACAAACAGCCAUGCAGCAGAAUGCUUUCCUUCGGGAAUACCUCUUUGUUUACAGGCAACUACUGGUACAAGAAUCGGAGGAAACUGGUCUACAAUCAAACACCUUACCAGAAUUACCACUACCUGUCCUAGAUAGUAAUGCUACCAAAGUCAUCGUAGGAUCUCGCCCAUUAAUACCACAAGGUGACACGAUAUAUGCUACGGGAGUGUGGUUUGAAGACUCUGACAUGCCUAGCUGGAGAUGGAAGAAGUUGGAAGAGUUACUGGUAUUGGAUGCCAAUGGGGGUACUCUCCCCUUGUUACAUAGACCCUCAUUACAGCUCUUCACUGAUGGGACUGACAAUAAAUUCAGCCCAGUUUCAUAUAUGAAAGAACCAAUUACCAUUGAGUUGUACCUAGUGAAUCCGCUCAAAGUGGCCUUGACCUUGACUGAUGUCACGUUGCUAUGGAGUUUUCUGCCAAAUAUAUGCAGUCAUGAGAAGCCCCAGUUAAUAACCAAUGAACAGAUGGUCACAGCUAAGAAUAAUUUAGCAGAUGAGAUUGUACAUGGUCAGGUUGUCAAGGAGAUAAUUCUGCAGGGAAAUGAUCGGUUACCAGUACAAAUGACAUUAACUCCGCAGCAAAUGGGUGAGCUUAGAAUAUACGGAAUCACAUAUAAUCUAGGUAGCGCUUCAACAACGUUCAUGGCUCCUUCCCAAGGUCCAUCAGGACCACUAGGGGGUGCUGUGAUGGGUUCAAAAGCCAGCUAUGUGAGUACAGUAUAUGUGCGGGGCAAACAAAAGAUUGAAGUACAAGGACCAAGGUUAAAUACUAAGAAAGAGGAGAUGGCGAGUAAAGUGUACGGCCCGGAUAGAAGACUGGAUCUUACUAUACAUGAGCAGAUGCCAUUACUUGAGGUGAGCUUUGUGGAUUUUCCAAAGACAUUAUUAUGUGGUGAAGUUCACCCAGUGACUGUGCAUUUUACAAAUACGGGUUCGAGCCCACUACACAAACUUAAAGUUGCCUCGAGCAACCCGAAAUGCUUUGUUAUAGGUCAGAAUAUAAGUAACGAACAUUCCAGUAGUGUGUAUAACGUAACAGAUAAAAGCUCAGACUCUAUUAGUGUUAACUGUGAUUUAAAAGUGAAACGUGUGAUUGAUAUAGAAAUUCCUGGCGGGAUUUUACAUUCCAAGUCGACGAUGGGUAUUCAGUUGUGGAUACGAGGUAACGAUAUAGGCGGGAAUCACCAGGUGGAUUUCUUGUUCUACUAUGAGCUGGCUGAAAAUCCGCAGAAAAGAAAGUAUAGGAUAUUACGACACAAUGUUCUAGUCAAUACAGCCGAGUCUUUGAGUGUUCGUGCAGUUGCUCAGAAAGCGUGUAAAAAUUCUAAAGAGCUUACCAGUACUGGUCAAUUUCUUAUAUCCUGUGAGAUGGAAAAUCUUAGUCAACAACAGUUGGGCAGGGUGUAUGUGAGUGAGAUUAGGAUAAAACAGAUCUCCUGUGCUAGUUCAAGGUGGACCAUAGAUACUUUAACAUCACAUUCUCAGAAAGAGGUGUGUAUAGGAAGUCGAGAGAUGUUACAAGUAUGUUUAAAGGCCAGUAUGUUACAGAAGGAGAAGGUUUCAAACUGUGAUGUCACUUUUACUGAUCUAACACUCCAUGAUGGAAAGAUACUCAGCGGGAGGACUCCAUGUUUAGAUUUUUACCAGAGAUCAAGGGUCAAGUUAAAGCCAUUAGAAGACGAGGCCUCACAGACCCAAACACCAUCGCAGAUUCUAGCACCUAAAGAGAAGGUCGAUCAAUUUGAAUCACUCAAUAGUGCAAUACAACUAGGAAUGUCUCUUAUCAUAUUAUGGCAGGCACAUGUUGUAGAUAGUGACGGUACAGAGAGAGUUUGUGUAGGACAACAUCAUGUGACCGUGGAAAAACCUGACAGUAUAUUCACUUCUUAUCCAUAUAUGCAGCCACCUAGAGAAAGCGGUCCAAUCCAGUUUAUAAAAGAAGAAGUGACAGAGGAGGAGAAGAAACCAGAUUUUGAAGUUUUAACACAACUUGUGUCAUAUAGUUUACAACACAAGACUGAACUAGACAAUUGCUUCUCCAAAUGCAGAUUAUGUUGUGCACAGGUAACCUUGGUGUUACAUAAUGAAGCAGACUCUGAUGUUACUGUAUUAGUGGACACAAGUAAAGCUCAGCAUAGAUUAAAUGAAUAUCCAGAUACAGGGCAGACAGCGGAGAGUCCUGCUGGGGGUUUCUCCUGGAUGAGUCAAACGCUGAAGCAAUUGAAGUUGCUCGCCAAACAGACGGAGAAAAUAUUGUUGUCGGUGACGUUCAGUAAACCGGGCGUGUACAAUAUCAACAACAUUGCCGUGUUCGUGUCAUACCAAGACGACUCGGCUGAAAUGACUCUACAAAAACAAACAAAACCGAGUGUGAUCACCAUUCGUGAUGUAGCUUCAUGAUUUUGUUUUUUGUAGUUUAGAAAAAAAAAAUCUAAAACAUUUUGCCUUUUCUGCUUUAAAGCAGGUAAAGUAUUAACAUAAAUGUGCUACAUUUUAGUAUUUGAUCAUUAUUUCAUUUCUAUAUGUCAGUCAAUGCUUGAGUAAAAAAAUAUGUGUUUAAAAAUAGCUCAGUUUGUUGCCAUAGCAUAAAAUUUCCGGUUUAUUGAAAUUGAUUAACAGUUACACAAGUAUUUCAUUAGCAUAACAAAGUUUCUUACUUGCUGUCUAUAAGAUUUAUACAGAUUUUAUUUUAACUUAACAAAUCAUUUAAUGAUCAAGAUAAAGGUUUGAUGACCGAAAAACAUUGUUGACCGGAAAUUUCAUUUUUAGAUCUUACCAUGAGUCUGAUUGGACAAGUUAUAGAUCUUUUAAAAUAGACCAAAAUGUACCGAGAGGUUUCAUUUUACAAAUCAUGACAAAGUUAGGACAUAUAAGCUUUUAAUUUUGUACUGUCUCUGAUAUUUCAAGGCUGAGAUUAAAUACUAAUUGUAAUCAAGAAUUUAAAAUCUGACUGCUGCUUAAAAUUGCAUUAAUUUCCUAACAAACUUGCUUUUAUAAUAUGCAGAAGUGUUAAUAUUUAUUAACAAAUUAUCAAGUUUAUGUCAAUUUUUGAUACUCAUACUAUAUUGUGUAUUUGUAAUCAUGAAGUUACAGUUAUGAAAUUGUUACAACAAAUAUGAUUAUUUUUGCACUUUUAGAAAAAAAAGAAAUUCUGUAAUUACUCACAUAUUAGACAUGUUUUUCCCCUUAAUUUAGAGAGUUAUUCUGUAUGCCUUGUCUUAUAAGUGGAUAAGGAAAGUCUAUGGUAUAAAUAUGGACUUUUAAAAAAAGAUGUUUAACGAUUUUUAAUGGAAAAUUUAUAUCAUUUCUUAUAAACAACUAA
Molecule: messenger RNA, 5486 nt
Organism: Ruditapes philippinarum (Manila clam)
Lineage: Eukaryota; Metazoa; Mollusca; Bivalvia; Venerida; Veneridae
Product: trafficking protein particle complex subunit 8-like
Exons: 29
Coding region: 89-4564 (1491 amino acids)
Biological process (GO): protein localization to phagophore assembly site; endoplasmic reticulum to Golgi vesicle-mediated transport
Cellular component (GO): TRAPPIII protein complex; phagophore assembly site; cytoplasmic vesicle
Molecular function (GO): protein binding
Source: RefSeq, a predicted model, not a curated record